This is a messenger RNA of Salvia miltiorrhiza (redroot sage), 1766 nucleotides long. RefSeq names its product probable inactive purple acid phosphatase 16. Lineage: Eukaryota; Viridiplantae; Streptophyta; Magnoliopsida; Lamiales; Lamiaceae. Gene Ontology annotation, cellular component: cytoplasm. Gene Ontology annotation, molecular function: hydrolase activity, acting on ester bonds. The record is from RefSeq and is a predicted model, not a curated record. The transcript is spliced from 4 exons. The coding region runs from base 450 to 1553 and encodes 367 amino acids.
UCUUUUGCACAAAGCGUUAGAAAUCAAAUAGGAUUUUCACAUAAAAGAAAUAGAGGGAGAUAGGGCCUUUGGGUAGAUGGCGGCGCCGCUACUGGAGAAAAGGAGAGAGACCGGAGAUGAGGCGGCUGGCGUCAGGUCGCCGGAGCAGAGGAGGAGGCGGCGUCGGCGCUCCUCGCCGAUGGCGUCUGACCGAUAGAGAGAGAGAGAUCGAGGGGAGAAAGGAGGCGCCGGCAGCAGGAACUGUGAUGUAGAGAGGGGGAGGGCGAGAGGUUGAGGGAGAAAGGGGGAGAGAAAUUGAUGGUGGGGUGUUAUGCGUGUAGUGUACUAAGUGAGAGAAGGGAGUGGGCCCUUGAUUUUUUGUUUAAAUUCAUCAAAUUCAUCUCCGAGAUUACGAAACAAUUUUCCUUGGCGCAUCCUAUUCUCGUAGUAAUCGCACUUCCCAAAACCCAAUGCCGAGGAAGUUGACUCUCAUCUAUCUCUCGCUGAUCAUCGCCGUCGGAGCCGCGCGGCUACGCACGACGCCGGAGGACAACCUCCGGAUGCGAGAUGGCGCAGCUUUCAGGAUCGCGCUCUUCGCCGACCUGCACUUCGGCGAGGACGCCUGGACCGAGUGGGGCCCCACGCAGGACUUGAACUCUGUGGGGGUUAUGUCUGCUGUGCUAGACGAUGAGCAUCCAGACUUUGUGAUUUAUCUUGGAGAUGUGAUCACGGCCAACAAUAUAAUGGUAGAAAAUGCGAGCUCGUAUUGGGAUCAAGCUGUGUCGCCAACGAGGGCGAGGGGGAUACCGUGGUCUACCAUAUUUGGGAACCAUGAUGAUGCCCCGUUUGAGUGGCCGUUGGAGUGGUUUUCAGAGACCGGGAUUCCUCAGAUCUGUUGCCCGGCUGCAAAUGCCUCGUUUGCUGAAUGCAGUUUCAGAGGCACGACGCGUCUGGAGCUGAUGAAAAGUGAGAUGGAGCGCAACACAUUAUCCUUGUCCAACGGCGGGCCAAGAGACCUAUGGCCCAGUGUCUCGAACUAUGUCCUCAAACUGUCAUCCGCAAGCAAUGCUCAGGAGCCGGUGGCUUUCAUGUACUUCCUCGACUCCGGGGGUGGCUCAUAUCCGGAGAUCAUAUCACACGCACAGGUGAAGUGGUUUGAGGAGAAAUCUCAAGAGAUCAACCCUCAUUCAAGGGUUCCGGAGAUCAUAUUUUGGCACGUCCCGAGCAAAGCAUACAAGAAGGUGGCUCCAAAGUUGAGCAGAGGCGCGCAGUGCGUGGGGUCGAUUUUCGGGGAGCGUGUUGCUGCCCAAGAAGCAGAGAUGGGGAUGAUGAGGGUUCUUGAGAAGAGGGCCUCUGUUAAGGUAGUGUUUGUAGGGCACAACCAUGGACUGGACUGGUGCUGCCCAUAUAAGAAGAUGUGGCUGUGCUUCGCCCGGCACACGGGCUACGGGGGGUACGGCAGCUGGCCGAGGGGCGCUAGGGUUCUUGAGAUAACUCACCAUCCAUUCUCUCUCAAGUCAUGGAUCAGAAUGGAAGAUGGGAGCACUCACAGUGAGCUCAUUCUCACCUCUUGAUUGCUUAUUACUAUUAAAACCGAUGCGAGUAGCUAAAUGGGGCUUGGAUCCUUCAAGAAUUGUUGGGCCCAAAUGAUCUUAGUGGAGUAGGCCCACAAAAUAAUAUGGGCUCCAACCUGCCCGUUUCAUAAUUUUAGAAUUGUGAGGCCCAAUUUGUAACUGUGAUUCAAGACUUUGCGAUCAAUCUACUUCUCAUACCAAUUUAAAGCAUAA